GAUCACGAAUUUUKCAUCUUUGCAUUCGAAAUCCAUCAUUCCAAUUCCGUGGUGGUCCAUGAAAGAUUCCAAAGAACGACUGCCGUCCCUGGCAUCCAUUUCUGCGCAACUUUUUCGAGAUCGAUAUUCGUCCAGYGCGGGCCGAUGGAACUUCCAAUGGAGGGCAAGGUAAAAGAACCGGUGAUACCAAUUUUCUACGGAAGCGAGAUAAUCUGUACUGUCCCGAUCACCUGGGUUCUGGGGAGAAAAGUUACGGAGAGGGCUGUCUUGGUGACAAAUAGUUUGGUCAAACAGCCAAGGCAGCUUCUGAAAGUGUGCGGGCCCCUCCAUCAACGUAUCUAAUAACUCAGGUGUGAUUCCAUCAUGGUUGUUCGAAGAAAUGUUUCCUGCUAUCCAUUUGUCACUGUUGGAACCGAAACACUUCUCUUUUGUGGCCGAGAACGACGACGAAGAUUCCGUUGAGUAGAUUMUGCUGUCAGUAGUCGUUAUGUUUCCUGGCUUCCCCCCAACUCGUGUAUGAAUUUCCGGCGUAUCGCUAUCUUCUAAGUUCUUUCUUUCUGUGCUGCUUGCUUGGCCCUCAUUUGUAAGUGAAGGAUUGAAUCGAGAACCAUCGGGUUUUGUUGUUUCGUUCGCAGUGCUUGRCUCCUGUUCUUUUGUUUUGUGGAGAGGGCCACCAAGCGAAUAUCCCAGUUGCGGUUCUUCCGAAAGCUCUCGAAYGGCGUCACCGAUGAAAUGGUUCAAGUGAGCCAUGCCCAGCAGUUGCCAUAGCAAUGAAACCACAAAGAUUACCUUGACAAGGGAAUUUYGAAGCAUCUUAAUGAUGRCUCUUGCCUUGGGUGAUUCAAGAGGGGUCGGUUUGCUUUUCUCUGCUUUGAAUCACCCAGAGGCAAUCGUCGUCGUUUCGUUUGGCUUGUUUCUCAAAAGGAGGAGAAAUGAGRCGAAAAUUAAAUUCUUGAUCCUGCGUUUCAAGUAUUCGUUCUCGUACGAAGUUUCCAGAAUUCAGAGCAAUUUUUACAGUCUACAACUGUUAUAUUUAAAAAGGAUGUGAACACMAACAUGAGGGGAAAAAGAACAGUUGUUUACUGCCUGUACUUACUGUAAAAGGGUUUUCGUACCGGUACAUAAAUGAAUCCAAGCUAUCACAGUUGGAAUUCAAAUUCAUCUCGAUCCAAUCAAAUCGAAUGUGAUGGAUGCGGCGGGCGAUUUUUCCUAACGGCUUCUAGRAAUUCUGUUCAGUCUGCCCGCCGCGUGGCUUCAAAGAAAUUUUGGCGCAGUUUUUCGUAUGGUACAGUAGGUWGUAARGGGGGACGGAUGACGAAGAACUACUGUAUUUCCACAUUCGGUACGUAUCUUUACUACUAAGCUACGUACCGUACGUGUUCGUCAUCUACGUACGGUAUGUUUUGAUUGAUCGAGCUGAUCGGAAGUUGCUGUUGCAGGGUUUUCCCACUAGCGGUCCCACUCACCGYACCUGUAGAGAAGGUAUGUACCAGUACGAGUACCCGUACUAUCACCGGCACGAGUUCGUGGGAGAACGAACUAUUACGAGAAUCGUAYCGUACGGUAUGUACCGGGGUUGGAUCUAUCUAUCUGGUAGGUGCGGUACGGGUACGAGUACUGUACGAUGCACCAGCUGCAUCAAAAUUCGAUCUUGGUCUCAACGGCGUACGAUUUUGGAGGGGCAAAUUGGCAGGAGCAAGCACAAACUCGAUCCUUCUUGUUUUCGUACCAUGGCAAUGUUUUGUUCCACCGCAGCCAAAGCUAUUCUUACCACGAUCGUCAUGUCGAGCACCAUUACCACAAGCGCAUUCGCAAUCGGUGAAGCCGGAAAACCCUGGGGACUCGCCGAGAAGAAGGAAUGGAGGGACACCCGCGUGAAGCAGCGCAGCUACUUCGAAGACGUAAUCCCGCGGGUAGAAAAACUCCGUGAAGACCGCAAGGACGCCUUCGAGGUAACGCACUACGGUGAUUUGCCGCACUACAAGGACAGCAGUGACGCAGAGUCCUGCGAGUUCUUCCCCCUCUUUGCCGUUCGAACACGCGACUGGGCCAAGGACAAGCCCAGCKUUUUGAUUACUGGCGGGGUCCAUGGAUACGAAACCAGCGGAGUCGAGGGGGCGCUGAUGUUUCUCGAAACCAAGGCAGAGGGAUACUCCAGUCACUUCAACAUCGUAGUAGCGCCCUGCGUCAGCCCCUGGGGCUACGAACGGAUCCAGCGAUGGAAUGCGUACGCGGUCGACCCCAACCGCUCCUUCAAUCCGGAUGGGGAAAUCGUAGAGGGGCGCUCGUUCAACCCGGAAGCGGCGACGGAAGAGUCGGCGGCCCUCAUCAAGUACCUGCGGGAAGACAUGAAGGACCUCAAUGGCAACCAGUGGAUCUGUCACCUGGAUCUCCACGAAACCACCGACACGGACGAGACGGAAUUCCGACCUUCCAAGGCGGCACGGGACGGCGAGACCUCGGAACCGGGCGAAAUCCCCGACGGCUUUUACCUGGUCCAGGACGAGACCAGCAUGAAGCCGGAGUGGUUCACCGCCAUGAUCGAAAAAGUGCGUUCUGUUACCCACAUUGCACCGGCGGAUGCGGAUGGAAACCUCAUUGGCGAGAAGAUCUCCCAGGAGGGGGUCAUCAAGAUUCCCUCCAACCGGAUGCUCGGAUUGUGUGCGGGGGUAACCGAUGCCCCGUACCGAACCACUACCGAGGUUUACCCCGAUUCGGAGAACGCCACCCCGGAGCAGUGCAACCUUGCGCAGGUGGCCUGCAUCGAGGGAGCGCUGGACUACAUCAUCAAACACGAACUUUCGGGUGCGGCAGCCACCACGACCGCCGAGAACUAACUCCGUGAAUCCUUAGAAAUCCACCCAUGAAUACUAGGAUGCCCAUAGAUAGAUACUG
Molecule: messenger RNA, 2895 nt
Organism: Pseudo-nitzschia multistriata
Lineage: Eukaryota; Bacillariophyta; Bacillariophyceae; Bacillariales; Bacillariaceae
Source: the annotation of a GenBank genome assembly